AUGAAAAAACAUUUUGCCAUGAAUCAUAAAGAUGAUUGGCAGGAAUAUGUUCAGACAGGAAAAUUCAAUAUCAGAUUAUCACGAUCGCGAAAUACUGGCAAGAAAGUUGUAAAGAAAGUUGUUAAGAAUCCUAUUGUAAGCAAUCAUGAUCAAGAGAUACUAUCUUCAGGAUUUGUAAAAGAAAAGAAAUUAUUAUCAAAAAAGAAUCUUAAAAUAUCUUCUGAUAUUGCCAAGAAGAAUGACUCUAAGCAAAUUGAUUUAGAUCAUAAGAUUAUAAACUAUUAUUUUAACCAGUAUGAUAUGAUUAGUAUAUUUCGCUAUAAUUUUUGUAAUGAGGUGGUCCAACCAGAGUUACUUAAUCGUGAUAGGCUAGAUAUAAAUAUUUAUAUUACCAUUAUUUGUAUUACUAUACAGAUUAUAAAUAAACCUAUGAAUUUAAGUUAUGCUUAUAAACAUUUUACAGAAUCAGGCAUGGGGUUUACUGCUAUAGAUAGUUCACAGAUUUCAUUUGUUUCGGCGCAUAUUGAUCAUGAAGAUUUUCAAGAAUAUAUCUGUAAACAAGAAACAACAAUUGGUAUAAAUUCGUUAAAUGUAAUAUUGACAAGUUCAACUAAUGGUAAUAGUACUAGGUACACAAUUAGGUUACUAGAUAUUGAUCAGGAACAUAUUACCAUUCCAGAAGUUGCAUACAAUGUAUUUGUCGAAAUAUCAUCUGAUGAGUUUAAACGAAUAUGCCAAGAUCAGAUGGUUGUUGGUGAUUCUGUAACAAUAAAUACUGAACGAGAAACAGGGGUUAUUAGGCUAAGUUCAGUGAAUGAAACUGGCGAUGAGUGUAUUACCACACUCAAAGAAAGUUCAGAUACCACAGAUGAUAAUAUCACAAUCACAAUCAGAGAUAACCGACCUCCAACUUCAACCGGUACUCUUGACUUUAUCAUCCAAAGUAAAACUCGUUAUGAUGCUUUCUACAAGACCGAACUUGACUCCCUUCUCACCUCUCUCGGUAUAAAAACACUCAUCAUUUAUGGCGUUAAAACAAAUUUAUGCUGCGAAACAACUGCCAGAAGUGAGUACUUAAGUUAA
This is a messenger RNA of Racocetra fulgida, 1083 nucleotides long. The record is from the annotation of a GenBank genome assembly. NCBI's taxonomy places the organism in Eukaryota, Fungi, Glomeromycota, Glomeromycetes, Diversisporales, Gigasporaceae.